AUGAAUCUCUCUAGUCUUGUUCACCAGCGAAAAAAUCAUCAACAACAACAUUUUUCUCACUAUAAUAACACAUCAGAAGCAAUGGCAUCAUCGAUGGUUUCAAAUCCCUACACAGUCCAUCCUAUGGCUCAACACUCUUCCUAUACAUACGUUAACGCACCUCAACCACCACCUUCACCACCCGUCGACGAAACUUCAAAGUGUUCCCUACCAUCCAUUUCAAGUCUAUUGGGUUUGGCCGAUGGAUCUAGUCCUACAGAGCAAGUUCAGCAACAGUCAUCGCCACAACAAGCAGCUUUCAAGGAAGAUUAUAGACCUGAUUCUGGACAUCAGUACGGUCCUUCUUCAGCAAUGAGCUCUCGAGGUGCUCUUCCACCCACACCUCCAAUGCAAUCUGACGGCGGCUUCGACGGCAGACAAUCACCGCCUCAAGCAUCUAGUUCAUCAUAUCCAGUAGUCCCCGCACCAAACUAUUAUUUUAAUCCUUCUCAAGUCUCGGCCAUCAAUAAUAUGGAGCCUCACGCACAACGUCAACCAGUCCAAACUGUUACUCGAAGAGUUUCAAUGCCAGUGUCUUCAAUGCCAUAUGGUCAUUCGCCGUUCAACGGAUCCUACACUAUGUCACCUGGCGCCCAAUCUUUGAGCUCUUACUACCCGAGCCCACUGCAAACACAAUCUCCUCAAAGUUCUGGACUAUACUAUCAAAGACCCCUUCCACAGCAAUUCCCUCCACCAAUGAUGCCAGUGUCUGUGACUCUAACUCCAUCAUCCGGUGCUAAUCCGUGGCAACACCAUCAUUAUAUCUCUCCUUCGUCAGCAGCCUCAUUUCCUCAGUCACAGGACAGAUAUAUCUGUCAGACUUGCAACAAAGCUUUUUCGAGACCAUCGAGUCUCCGAAUUCACAGCCACUCACACACUGGCGAGAAACCCUUCAAGUGUCCACAUCAAAACUGUGGGAAAGCCUUCAGCGUUAGGAGUAACAUGAAGAGACACGAGCGAGGUUGCCACAGUUUUGAAAGCGGCUCAAUGAUCUGA
Molecule: messenger RNA, 1035 nt
Organism: Botrytis fragariae
Lineage: Eukaryota; Fungi; Ascomycota; Leotiomycetes; Helotiales; Sclerotiniaceae
Product: putative c2h2 type zinc finger containing protein
Exons: 3
Coding region: 1-1035 (344 amino acids)
Biological process (GO): regulation of transcription by RNA polymerase II
Cellular component (GO): nucleus
Molecular function (GO): RNA polymerase II cis-regulatory region sequence-specific DNA binding; DNA-binding transcription activator activity, RNA polymerase II-specific
Source: RefSeq, a predicted model, not a curated record